This is a messenger RNA of Musa acuminata AAA Group (dessert banana), 2264 nucleotides long. RefSeq names its product subtilisin-like protease SBT4.3. The record is from RefSeq and is a predicted model, not a curated record. Lineage: Eukaryota; Viridiplantae; Streptophyta; Magnoliopsida; Zingiberales; Musaceae. Gene Ontology annotation, molecular function: serine-type endopeptidase activity. Gene Ontology annotation, biological process: proteolysis. The transcript is spliced from 10 exons. The coding region runs from base 51 to 2234 and encodes 727 amino acids.
CUAUAUAUAAGGCGUAAGACAUGAAUUCAUGAAGCAUAGGAAACCUCGACAUGGCCGUCCUCAACUCUUCAACGCAAAUACUGUUCUCGCUUCCCGUCCUCAUCUCCUUUUCUCUGCUCAUAUCCAUUGCUAGUGCCGACGAAGAAAGAAAGGUUUACAUUGUGUACAUGGGAGAUUCGCCCUCUUCGGAUUACUCAGCACAGCCUCACCAUAAUCUACUAAAUCAAGUGCUUGAGGGCCUUUCUUCCACCAAGUCUUUGAUCCAUAGCUAUAGAAGCUUCAAUGGACUGGCAGCAAGACUUACUGCCAAAGAGAAAGAAAGAAUAGCUGGAAUCAAGGGUGUUGUUUCGGUAUUCCCAAGCAAAAACUUACAACCCAGCACGACGAGGUCAUGGGAUUUCUUAAGCUUCCCUGAGAGCGUGAAACGAAACUUGCCAAUGGAGAGAGAUGUCAUGGUUGGUGUGAUCGAUACUGGUAUCUGGCCGGAAUCUGCAUCUUUCAGGGACGAAGGAUUUGGACCUCCGCCGAGAAGAUGGAAGGGCGCCUGCGAGAACUUUAAAUGCAAUAAUAAAAUCAUCGGAGCACGCUACUUCAAUAGUUAUAAUGACACGACUCACGAAGCUUCUCCACGAGACUAUGAUGGUCAUGGCACCCACACUGCCUCAACCGUGGCAGGAAGAAGCGUGCGUAACGUCAGCCUAUACGGCCUUGCCGGAGGGAUGGCCAGAGGCGCGGUGCCUUCUGCUAGACUUGCGGUAUACAAAGUCUGCUGGCCGGCGGGGUGUGCGGGUGAAGACUUGUUGGCUGCCUUUGACCAUGCGAUCGCAGAUGGGGUGGACAUCAUCUCCAUCUCGAUCGGUAGUGAACGUGCGAGCGAUUACUUCGAGGAUCCGAUAGCUAUCGGUGCAUUCCACGCGAUGAAGAAGGGGAUUCUCACAUCAGCCUCUGGUGGCAACGAAGGGCGUAGUGGUCGUGGCACGGUAGGCAAUGUUGCGCCAUGGAUGCUUGUGUCAGCAGCAAGUAGCAUCGAUCGUCGCAUCAUAGACACAUUAGUUACCGGAGAUCGAAGGACCAUUGUGGGAGCUUCCAUCAACACAUUCCCUACACAAAGGAAAUCUUACCCCUUUAUAUACUUUGGAAAUGGGACAUUUCCACCGAGCAAUUGCACUCAACUGGACAAGAAUUUGGUGAAAGGCAAAAUAGUUUUGUGUGGAUCUCCUUCCGAUGGAUCGGGGCCUUUGCUUGCUGGGGCUGAAGGCGCGGUGAUGUUGGAUAAAAGGAUACUCGAUAGUUCAAGGACAUUUCCUCUCCCAGCUCUUCUAGUUGGCUACUCUCAAGGCAAGAAACUGAUGGAGUACAUAAGAAAGACCAAGAAUCCCGUAGCCAAUAUACACAAGAGUAAAACAGUGUUUGAUUCCAAAGCUCCGGUCGUUGCUUCCUUCUCAUCCAGAGGGCCCAACAUGAUCACACCCAACAUCUUGAAGCCUGAUAUAAGCGCUCCUGGAGUAGAGAUUUUGGCCGCCUGGUCACCCGAAGCCUCCAUGUCAAGCUACCCUAAUGACACGCGCUCUGUAAUGUACAACAUCAUAUCGGGAACUUCCAUGGCCUGCCCUCAUGUGACCGGCGCCGCCGCUUUCCUCAAGUCAUUCCACCCCGAGUGGUCUCCUGCUGCCAUCAUGUCUGCUCUAAUGACAACAGCCACCCCCAUGAAUCCUUCCCUGCAUCGAGAUGCAGAACUCGCGUACGGAGCCGGGCAACUCAAUCCAAUAAAGGCACUUGAUCCAGGUUUAGUGUAUGAUGCUUCGGAGAAGGACUACGUGCAGAUGUUGUGUGAUGAAGGUUACAAUGCAUCUACAAUAAGGCUUAUAACCGGAGAUAAUAGCAGCUGUUCAGGUGAUUCCACGAGAAGCACAAGUGAUCUGAACUACCCUUCUAUGGCUUUAUAUGUCAAACCGGCUGAGCAAGUCAGAGGAAAGUUCUCGAGGACAGUUACCAACGUUGGCGAUGCAAAUUCUACAUAUAAGGCAGUGAUCAAAACCGAUCCAAACAUUAAAGUGAGUCUGAGUCCCACGGUGUUGUCAUUUAAAAGAAGAUAUGGGAAACAACAGUUCAUGGUGAGAGUUUCUGGAGGACCAUUAGCGUUGAAUUCUCUCGCCUCAGCUGCCAUCACUUGGUCGGAUGGCAAGCACAGUGUGAGAAGUCCAAUCAGCAUCUUCACAGAUUUUACUGUUUAAUUCUAUGGCAGAUUCAUGAUUCUUGGGCAA